CGCAGAAGAUUAUACAGAAAUCUGUGCUAUAUUGUUACUCUCGGGACGUUUUGUAUAAUACGAUUAUAUUGCGAACGCUGGCUUUAACUGACAGAAGAUCAGAAAAUAGGAACACGUUUUGGGAUUGUUAACGCCAUUCCUUUGAUAGUAUGUGACCAAAAGAAAAAAAUAAGGACUGAAGAAGAGUGAGAUUUUUCAAAAUGUAUUUUGGAAAUUGCGCUCUGGUUUUGUUCUUCACAGUUGUGACGUAUUCAAAUGCGGCUACUUUUCCUUCGGGAUGCUCCUACCACGAUUUAGUAGGGUCGGUACAUCUGUACAAAUGCACGUUUGGCACUGUAUCUCUACCUCUAACCUACAGCGGUUUCAACAACCCUCUGCCACAAUGGAUCCAAAUAACAAAAAUUAAUGGAAACAUGAACGCUGGAUCCUUUACUGGGUUUGGUUCCUAUGAUACAACCCAACUCAGCCAUGACAAGAAUCCAACUCUUCAGCUGUUCUGUACCACUGGUGGAUCCUUAAAUCUUCAGGCCACAAGCUUCAACACCAUGGGGUACAUCCAAGAAGUCGAAAUUUCCAACUGUAACGUUAAUUUACCAGAUAAUGUUUUCUCGCCUUUUGGGACUCUGAACAAGUUGACAAUUAGCGGGGGCACCCUUACCCUGAAUGCUGGUUCUUUCUCUGGACUGACCAUUGCGCCGAUUGAUAAAUACACCGACCCCGCGGGGGCACUGAUCAUCAAGGACCUGACCCUCAGUGGAGAUUUUCCAACGGGUGUCUUUAGUCCCAUCAACGGGACGAAAACAAUCCGCCUAGAAAAUAUCGGCCUGACCAGCAUCAAUAGCUCAGUCUUCUCAACCAACAUUGGUCUGCACACUCUCUCACUGAAAGAAAACGCGAUUGUUGAUACCAUUCCGACCGACUUCUUUGAUGGACUAGAUGGACUAGUCAAUUUUGAUCAGACAUCUUUCCUUUGGACUUGUACUUGUGAUAAUGUCUGGUGGUGGCCAAAAUCUGUCAAAAAAGGCAUUACCAUUCAUGGAGCCGCCAUCUGCAAUUCUCCUGCUGAUGUGGCUGGAAUGCUUGUCACAAAGUAUUACGAAACUAGCUGUGCCAAGACCUCCGUCUGUGGUGAUACUAUGGGAGUCGCUAUAGGUACCACGUGUCUACCUAUCGGGUAUUUGGUCGGGUUCGGCCUCAUAUUUGUGAUGCUCAUCUUCUGCAUUGUAUCACUAGCCUGUAUCUGUCAUAUGAAGAAAACCGCUCUGGCUGGUCCAGUUAAAAAGACCCGCAAAGGACCCCCAGCCCCGGGGGCCAACAAGAGGGGAGGGGGAGGAGGAGGAGGCAAGGAGAAAGGGGGUGCCGAAAAGAAAAGACGAGGAAGUGGAUGGGUGUGAUUGAAAACAUUUUACAUGUACAUUAAUCGAAUUAAAUACAUCUACAUGUAUUUCAAACUUAAUAUGAUUCCGGGUUUAAGUAAACCAACAUGUUUGUAAAGUAAUUUAUCAAUUCUUAGUUGUUAAAUGAAGAAUGCCUUCCUGUUUUGUGUAUAACAUACCAACUAAAAAAUGUUAUAUCUUUAUUUUAUCGAUUACAAAAUAAAAUUGUUCACCCAUGGCCAAAUAAA
Messenger RNA from Magallana angulata, 1624 nucleotides. RefSeq lists its product as uncharacterized. The transcript is spliced from 3 exons. NCBI's taxonomy places the organism in Eukaryota, Metazoa, Mollusca, Bivalvia, Ostreida, Ostreidae. Bases 201 to 1394 code for a protein of 397 amino acids. The record is from RefSeq and is a predicted model, not a curated record.